Molecule: messenger RNA, 8591 nt
Organism: Coregonus sp. 'balchen'
Lineage: Eukaryota; Metazoa; Chordata; Actinopteri; Salmoniformes; Salmonidae
Source: the annotation of a GenBank genome assembly
AUGGCAGCAUCGGAGAAGAAAUGCCCCUUGGUCACAGGGCUGGAGGGUAUUGGACCCCUGGUGCGUUCUGUUGAGGAGACCCCUGAGCCCAUCACCACGGUGAACAAGGGGAACAUCCCAUCCUGGAUCCUGCGGAAUGGGCCUGGAAAGUUUGAGUUUGGCAAAGACAUGUAUAAAAUAAAAUGAAUGAAUUUCCUAGACAGAAACCACUUACACUCAAGACAUACAGUGCACAGUACACACACACAAAAAGAACAUGGCACACAGGCACAUGCACAGACACUCAGCCUUACGCCCAUAGACAUACUUGUAUGUGGAGCACACAUACCAAAUACAAACCCAUUUGUCUUUGUCUCUUUCCUCAGCUACAACCACUGGUUUGAUGGCAUGGCCUUGAUGCACAGCUUCCACAUCCUUGAUGGUGAGGUGACCUACACCAGCCGCUUCCUGCGCAGCGACUCCUAUAUGCGUAAUUUUGAGAAAGUUGCAUUGUGGUGUGUGAGUUUGGAACCAUGGCUAUGCCUGACCACUGUAAGAACAUCUUUGCUUGAUUAUUUUCCCAAUUCAAGAUUCCCAUUAAGUGUCUUGAGAGUUGUGUACCUCUGUGUGCAGUAGGGGAGAGUGGGGUAAGCUGAGGUCCCCUUGUUUCUAGGAAACAAUAAACAAAAUUAAUCAUUUUUACCAAAUAUUUAGGAAGAGGUCAUCAUUUCGUGGAGUCUGUGAAGGAAGAAACCACAUGGAAAAAGUGGUAAGUAAAUUAGGUCCAAAUAACUGAUUUUCACCAAGUCAAAUGCAUUUAUUGUGUUAGAGGUUUCAUGAUGCUUGUAUUUAAACCAAAGUAGAUCAUUGUAAGAUUGUUCUAUACAUCAGUUGGGAUCUCUAUAAGCUUCAACAUGAGGUUUUAAACCUAGCAUGAAAGUUCAUCCUUGUAGCUGUGUGGGUUAAUAUAGUCCAAAUGUUUGCCUUGGGGUAAGUUGAGCCAAUGGUUGAGCCAAUGGCAAGUUGAGCAAAUUGAAGUGUUUUCUUCCCAGGCGUAAUGCAAGGCAUUAUUGCUGGGAUAUGAGCUAACAACAGGGCCUAAAAGUGUUUUGAAAAAGUGCAAAGUGUUUGUUAGGUGUUAAGCAUGUGUGAAAAGAUAAAAACAUACACAUGAUUUAAAAAAAAGUGUGAUUGUGUUGAAUUGUGUUUGGAAAAUAAAGAUAGACAUGGUUUUUAAAAGGUUAUGGUAAUAUUUCAUUCAGCACAGAAAUGUGUAGGCAGCUUAAUUUACCCUGUCCCACAGCUCAAGUUGUGCCAAGAGACCACUUUUUUUGGACAAGCUAUGUUUUCAAAACUGUAAUGUUUAAAUUAAUUCUGAUUAUUUCCAGGGAUAGACAACAUCCUGAGAUAUAUGUAGAUAUGUUUGUUAGAAAUAAUACUAUAUUUCCCUUGAUGGAGUGAUGCUGAAUGUAAAAAAAAUUGCUCUACUCACCCCACUCUCCCCAAUGUUCCCCAUUGUUCUGGUUGUGGCUUGCGGCCUUGGUGAGUGCUGUUGACUCUAUGUAUUGUCUUGCUCACAGACACUGCUGAGAUGACAGAUAUGAUGGUGGGAAGAUGAUAUAAUGGUCAAAGGAAAGGUAUGUAGGUAUGCUUAGAGAUCAAAAGAGUAGAUUUUUGUGUGGGCUACCUGAAGAGUUAAAGACCCAAUGCAGCCGUUUUUAAAUUAAUAUAAAUUAAGCACCUUACUGUAAUAUAUUACCAUUAAAAUGGGAAAAAAUAGCUUUUUAACAAAAAAUGUAAAAUUCUCAAGCAAUAAUUUUGCUAGGACUGUCUGGGAGUGGUCUGGGUGGGGAGGGGAAAACUGAAAACUAGCUGUUAUUGGCAGAGAGGUUUGGAUCUCUCUUUGUUAUUGGUCUAUCAAACAAUUUAUCACUUGGUGAUGUCACCAUGGAAAGCCGAAACUCCCGCCCAUGCAAACCUGCAGUUUAGAAGGUCCUGUGUAGAUUGUAUUUUCAACCAUUAACUAUCAGGAAAUAACACUAAUCAAAUGUUUUCACACUUUUACAGUAUUAGUUUCAUCAGCUGUUGUACAAUAUGAUAUACUGUAAAACACAAGAAAUACAGAAUGUUGACUGCACUGGGCCUUUAAGCCCCAUUUAUACCUGGUUCUAUCAUGCUUCCUUUGUCCUGAGAGAGAGAGAGAGAUUGAGACACUUUUUACUUUUAAAAGCUUUGUGUGUAGUUUGUGUAGUCAAACAGAAGAGCAUAAAACAUUUAUCUCCAGAGGUAUUGUGCUGCACUAAAGCAUAACCGAUUGUAAACCAGCACAGAUAGAUCAGGUUCAACAAAAUAAAUAGCACCUUUGUAACACCACAAAGAUUGUCCGUGGCCCUAUAGAAAGCAAAGUUCACAGAUAAAUGACUGUGAUUUGAUGACUGUGAUUUGUAGCUUAGCCUUAACAUGUGAAUAUUGUGACCUCUACUUAUCAAAAAAACAUUGACAAAUAUCAGAGGGUGUUGCUAGUGUAAGAUGGUGGAAAGCUUCAACAUUUUGUGAAAGUUUAGUUCAUAUGUGAAUAUCACUAAGAAAGAUAAAACGCUUAACAGAUACAGUGGGGGAAAAAAGUAUUUAGUCAGCCACCAAUUGUGCAAGUUCUCCCACUUAAAAAGAUGAGAGAGGCCUGUAAUUUUCAUCAUAGGUACACGUCAACUAUGACAGAAAAAUUGAGAUUUUUUUUCUCCAGAAAAUCACACUGUAGGAUUUUUUAUGAAUUUAUUUGCAAAUUAUGGUGGAAAAUAAGUCUUUGGUCACCUACAAACAAGCAAGAUUUCUGGCUCUCACAGACCUGUAACUUCUUCUUUAAGAGGCUCCUCUGUCCUCCACUCGUUACCUGUAUUAAUGGCACCUGUUUGAACUUGUUAUCAGUAUAAAAGACACCUGUCCACAACCUCAAACAGUCACACUCCAAACUCCACUAUGGCCAAGACCAAAGAGCUGUCAAAGGACACCAGAAACAAAAUUGUAGACCUGCACCAGGCUGGGAAGACUGAAUCUGCAAUAGGUAAGCAGCUUGGUUUGAAGAAAUCAACUGUGGGAGCAAUUAUUAGGAAAUGGAAGACAUACAAGACCACUGAUAAUCUCCCUCGAUCUGGGGCUCCACGCAAGAUCUCACCCCGUGGGGUCAAAAUGAUCACAAGAACGGUGAGCAAAAAUCCCAGAACCACACGGGGGGACCUAGUGAAUGACCUGCAGAGAGCUGGGACCAAAGUAACAAAGCCUACCAUCAGUAACACACUACGCCGCCAGGGACUCAAAUCCUGCAGUGCCAGACGUGUCCCCCUGCUUAAGCCAGUACAUGUCCAGGCCCGUCUGAAGUUUGCUAGAGUGCAUUUGGAUGAUCAAGAAGAGGAUUGGGAGAAUGUCAUAUGGUCUGAUGAAACCAAAAUAGAACUUUUUGGUAAAAACUAAACUCGUCGUGUUUGGAGGACAAAGAAUGCUGAGUUGCAUCCAAAGAACACCAUACCUACUGUGAAGCAUGGGGGUGGAAACAUCAUGCUUUGGGGCUGUUUUUCUGCAAAGGGACCAGGACGACUGAUCCGUGUAAAGGAAAGAAUGAAUGGGGCCAUGUAUCGUGAGAUUUUGGGUGAAAACCUCCUUCCAUCAGCAAGGGCAUUGAAGAUGAAACGUGGCUGGGUCUUUCAGCAUGACAAUGAUCCCAAAGGCAACGAAGGAGUGGCUUCGUAAAAAGCAUUUCAAGGUCCUGGAGUGGCCUAGCCAGUCUCCAGAUCUCAACCACAUAGAAAAUCUUUGGAGGGAGUUGAAAGUCUGUGUUGCCCAGCGACAGCCCCAAAACAUCACUGCUCUAGAGGAGAUCUGCAUGGAGGAAUGGGCCAAAAUACCAGCAACAGUGUGUGAAAACCUUGUGAAGACUUACAGAAAACGUUUGACCUGUGUCAUUGCCAACAAAGGGUAUAUAACAAAGUAUUAAGAAACUUUUGUUAUUGACCAAAUACUUAUUUUCCACCAUAAUUUGCAAAUAAAUUCAUAAAAGAUCCUACAAUGUGAUUUUCUGGAUUUUUUUUCCUCAUUUUGUCUGUCAUAGUUGACGUGUACCUAUGAUGAAAAUUACAGACCUCUCUCAUCUUUUUAAGUUGGAGAACUUGCACAAUUGGUGGCUGACUAAAUACUUUUUUCCCCCACUGUAACACUGAUUGGCACAAUGUAAUGAAAAUGCUCCUGUUCUGACAACUGGAUUUGUUAACAGAGGCCACAAACAACGCCAGUGAGAACAUUAUGAAGUACAAGUGAGACUAUUACGUCAGCACAGAGACCUACUCGAUCCACAGAGCCUAGAGACCAAGGAGAAGGUACAGCUAUUGUCUAUGACCACUAUCAGGUGAACAUAUUUUACAGAAAAUCAGGGGGGAUCUUACAGUGAUACACUGCCCAACAAAAUGCUUAUUAGCAGGUUCCUUCUCGACAGUGAAACAACAAUAAGAAAUAAUAAAAUAUUAGAAUACGAACAUAAAGUAAUCGCUCAGUAGAAUAGAAUAAACAUUUUUAGCAUACAGUGCAUUCGGAAAGUAUUCAGACUCCUUCCUUUUUUCCACAUUUUGUUACGUUACAGCCUUGUUCUAAAAUGGAUUCAAUAAAAAUAAAAGCCUCAUCAAUGUACACACAAUACCCCAUAAUGACAAAGCGAAAACAGGUUUAAGAAAUGUGAUGAUGCUGCAGAGCUCCAGCUAGCUCUGCGUGAAAAGCCCACCCCCGUGUUUAUGGUAGGCCGGCAUUGUUUAAUUGAUUACAUGGGUGGGUUGAAUUUGUGCCAUAUCGCAAUGUGUUGCAGAACUCAUGAGCUGCAUGAUUUUCCAUGUUUGAAGCAUUCCUAUAGGCCCAUUUAUUUGUCAAGACAGCUGUGCAUAGCUGCAUUUCACUGUAAUAGCCUGUAGGCUAUGUUUUGGUUAUUUGCAUUCACCUUUUGUUUACAGUGUUUGUUUACUGUUAAUGUAACUAGCCUAAAUAUAGAUUGUGUCAUGCUUUUAUCGAUCUGCUAUUUUGUUUAUAGGCCUAUAGUCGGCUUAUCGCUGUUUUGUUCUGUUUGCAUUCAUUCGGUCGCUGUUUUGUUCUGUUUGCAUUCAUUCGGUCGCUGUUUUGUUCUGUUCGCGUUCAUUUGUUCGCAUUCACAGUUCUGUUGGUAUUCUAAGCCAAACUGCUAUUCAGUAUUUUAGUUUUGCAUGAAAAACUAGGCUACUUCUUUCAGCAUUUAGUUUGCAUUAUUUUGGUAAAACAGCCAUGUGUACGGCUGCAUUCACAUAGGCUGUUUGUAAUAGGUGAAUUACCCUAUCUGUCUUGUAGCCUAUAUUCAUGGCCAAAUAGGCCUUGCUUUACUGUGUAGGGCACUGUCCAUUGUGCUGAUACAGCGCAGCAGAGAUGGGCUACAGAUUUCGCACCAACCUGUCACUUCAAAAGCACAAUGGUCUCAUAGUCUCGGCAUUUGAACUGUGUGUGUAUGACUGAGUUGAUAAUGAUGUUUGCAGCGAUAAUGAUAAUGAUGAUGAUGAAGAUGAUGAUGAUGAUGACUAUGAUGAUAAUGAUAAUGUGUGUCCUCAUGUUCAUAGGUGGACUGGAUUCAGUACAUUGCAGUGAACUCAGCCACAGCCCAUCCUCAUUAUGACCGUGAAGGGGCCUCGUACAACAUGGCAACUCUUACGGCUUUAAAUUUCAAUUGCGCUAUAGCGCAGAUCGUCCGGGGUCCGGAUUCAAUCUAGACCUUAAUAAUUACAGUAAAUAUAUUACCUCCCAGCAUAUAAUGUAUGCUGCCGGUCGGAAGCCAGUAUUUUUAGCUACACAUAAUAACCUCAGCUCUACCUCUGUCUCUGUGUGUGUUGUGUGACUGCAGCAAUGUCAGAGAACUACAGUAUGUGGUGUUCAUAGAGCAGCCCAUCAAGCUGGACCUGCUCAAGUUUAUGCUGUUCAGGAUCCAGGGCAAGAGCUUCCACAAGGUCAUGACCUGGGAGCCACAGGACGACACCAUCUUCAAUGUGGUGGACAGACAGACAGGCGAAGUUAUUGACCCAAACCAUAUGUUACAGUAAAUGUGUAAAAUCAGGAUAUACACUCACACACACACAGACACACACACACACACACACACACACACACACACACACACACAGACAGACAUUACACAUAUACACACAUACAAAUAUACUAUAUUAUAUACACUAGAUUGGUUAGAUCCCAACCAAUGAGUAGUUAUAAAACUGUAUCAAUAAGAACAAGUCACAAUGAUAUCCUGCCCACUGUGAACAGAUGCAACAGAUUCGUUAACAUGCUGUUCGCACAUACUGUGGUUCGGUGUUACAUUAAGUUAAUUUGUCCGUAUCGCCAACGUGAUUUGGACUUCUAACUCAUUUAAACAUUGUGUGUUUGAGCUACAGACUUCUGGGUUGUAUCAUUGGAUUUUACUAUUUCUUCUGCAUCCAUAGAUACCAACCAUGUGUGAUUAACGAGGGCUGAACUAGAGCAGUGUUUGUGAGACAAGGGCGAAUCCCGAAGGGGCCCGGGCCGGGUCUUUUAUACAAAAACAUUUGUAGAAUCAGAAUGGUUUGGGCUACAAACUACUAAAAGCUAUCUAUGAAAAGCUAAGACUCUCACGAAUAUGCACAUGUAAUAGUGGCGGUCGGUGCCGUUUAAGAUGAGGGAGGAUUAUAAUUUGUUUUUAUGAGCAUGGCCUUAUUUCUAUUACAGCAUAUUGGAUGACUGUCAUUCACAUUCCAUUCACCCAGCUCAAUGUAACAUUGAUAGAUUUAGACUACUACAUGAUACUCUAAUUUUCCUUGUACCCAUCAUGAGGUUGCUACAACCUAGCCUAUGAAUGAAAGUUUACAACGUAGCUGCACAUUUCGAGAGAAUUUUGAGGAAUCAAGGUGACAGACAGUGACACACUCUUGCCUACAUCUUGCUGAUCUAAGGGUGUAAUCAUUAGUCCAACAGUUGCAAAUGAGAGUUUCUAUUGGACAAACUCAGGUAUGUUUAUCCCCGUUUCGUUCCAUUUGCUUCCGUUUAAGAAACGUUUUUCAACAGAAUUGACAGAAUGAAUACACCCCUGAUCACACAGUUCACUUUCAUAGCAGCCACAUAAAAAUAGCAUGAUCAUUUUGCUCAUUGUAUAUAUAAUUCCUUCUCGCAAUUAUCUAUGUGCUCUCCUCAUCUCACCUUUUCCCUUUGCUUGUGGACUUCAGUGCACAACACAACUGUCUGUGACCAGGGGGAACAAAACGUUCAGAGCCAAACCUUCAUAUCAUGACCGCUAACCAUUACACACAGCCUACAUCGUUGUCAUGUUAUAGUCAACAUAGCUAAUAGAACUAACGCGUUAGUAAAUCCGCUACAAUCAUGCAGUACAGUGUACAGUCAGAAAGCAGUUUAUCAUUUAAACAGGUCGGGCCCCGGUGGCAAUAAAUUACUAAAACCAAAAGCUUACCUUGACUUGGAAGAGUUCCAGUGUUGGCCAUAGCCAGCUAGCUAACAUAGCAUCCCUCUCUAUUUGAGCAAAAUACAACCAAAUAUAGCUAGCUCUCUCUCUCUCUCUCUCUCUCCUUCUCUGUCUCUCUUUCUCUGUCUCUCUCUUUUUCUCUCUCUUGCUUUGUUCAAAACUGUUCAACUUUUGUCUUUCUUUCUCUUUGAGUCAACUACUCACCACAGUUUUGGAAUGUCUGUUUCUGAUAUUGUAUCUAUUCCGUAAUGAUGAUACAAUGGCUAAUGUUUCUGUUUUCUGCUAUGCCAGUUUUAUAACUCCCUGUGCAGAAACCUUCCACGGAGAUACGUCCUACUGUUGAAGGUGACUGAUGACACACCUAGCGAUCAAAACCUUGUCAAUCUACCUUUCUGUCAAGCAACUGCAGUCAACAUUGGGUGUGGAGAGGUGUGUAUGUGUGUGUUUGUGUUUAUGUUGUAUUUACAUUUUUAUACCAUAGUCUGUCUUUUUAUACCAAACUAAGUGGCGGUGUUGCUGUUUAGGCUGAACCACAAACUCAGGAUUGUUGCCCUCAGAGGGGAAGCAAAGCACUUAAGCACAAUCGCAAUUGAACCAGCAACACCUUUAGUCAUCAUACCAUAAAAGGCUAACUCUGUCUUCUAAUGCUAACCCCUGGCAUUCUGACGCAUGUGUUCUGGCUGAUGAAAAGAAAAGGUGAUGUGUUUGUUGUCAUGGCUACCUGACAAAUCUGUCUUUCUUCUGGGUGUGCUAAACUUUCUCUGUACACACUAGGAUCUCUAUGACGAAGAGCUGCUCCAGUACUUUGACCUGGAGUUCCCACAGAUCAACUAUGCUCACUACAAUGUGCGUCCAUACCACGUCCAUACCGCUACUACUACGCAUGUGGCUUCAGACACAGUGACUCCCUGCUGAAGAUGAAUCUGGAGACCAAGAAACGUACAUGUUAAGGGCAUAAUGCAUUUACAUUUUCUUUGUGUAGGCGUGGUGCCACCCUGGUCGGUUCCCAUCUGAACCUGUGUUUGUUUCUGCACCCAAAGCAACAGAGGAGCACGAUGGUGUGGUCAUGUCCGUCAUCGUCACACCCAGAACGGUAAACAACAACAAAAACUAA